AUGGCAGGAAUACCCCGGGCAACGCCAGCGCCAGCUGUGAAUAAAAGAAUAAACACCAUGAGACCUCCACCAAGACCAUCAAGUUCUUUAGCAGGACCAAGACCUUCUACCUCUAGAUCAAGUUCAGCAAUGCCACCGCCGUCGAGAUCUGGAGCAGUCUCGCCAACAGGAUCAGUCGUAUCUGUUGCUACAUCUACUACGGGAACGAAAAGAAAAGAAAGAGAUUUUGAACAUGAAGGAGGCGGAGAGACAAAUAUCAAUGUUGUGGUACGAUGUAGGGGUCGAAAUGAGCGCGAAGUCAAGGAAAACAGCGGUGUUGUACUCUCAACAGAAGGAGUAAAGGGCAAGAAUCUCGAUUUAUCAAUGGGACCCAGCGCUCUCAGUAACAAGAGUUACCAUUUCGACAAGGUGUUUUCAUCUGCAGCAGAUCAAGCCAUGAUUUUCGACGAUGUUGUGACUCCAAUUCUUGAUGAGAUGCUUGCGGGAUACAAUUGUACGAUAUUCGCAUAUGGCCAAACUGGUACUGGAAAAACAUAUACGAUGUCCGGAGAUAUGAGCGAUCAUUUGGGGAUCCUUUCAGAUAAUGCUGGAAUCAUACCUCGCGCCCUUCACGCUUUGUUCAACAAACUCGAAUUAAAUGACGCGGAAUCUUCGGUGAAGUGUUCAUUCAUCGAACUUUACAAUGAAGAGCUACGCGAUUUGAUAGCUGUCAACGAUAGCACAAAGCUCAAGAUCUACGACGACAACAGCAAAAAAGGAAGUACUACAACAUUAGUUCAGGGUAUGGAGGAAUCUUAUAUUAAGACCGCUAGAGAUGGUGUGAAGAUUCUGCAGGAUGGAUCAUUCAAAAGACAAGUCGCCUCAACCAAGUGUAACGACCUGAGUAGUAGAAGUCAUACGGUCUUUACAGUUACUGCCUAUAUCAAAAGGACAGCGGAAAAUGGAGAGGAAUACGUUAGCGCUGGCAAGCUGAACUUGGUUGAUUUGGCAGGAAGUGAAAACAUUCAACGCAGUGGUGCCGAGAACAAAAGAGCUGCUGAAGCUGGUUUGAUCAACAAGAGUUUAUUGACUCUUGGUCGUGUGAUCAAUGCCCUGGUGGAUCGAAGUUCUCGUGAUGUUCACAUUCCUUACCGUGAAUCGAAACUCACACGUCUUCUUCAAGAUUCUCUCGGUGGCCGAACGAAAACGUGCAUUAUUGCAACAGUUUCUCCUGCCAAAAGUAAUUUGGAGGAGACAAUUUCCACCUUGGAUUAUGCCUUCAGAGCCAAGAACAUUCGCAACAAACCUCAAGUCAACCAACAGGUUUCCAAAAACAUCCUCCUUAAAGAUUUUACAUAUGAAAUCCAAAAACUCAAGGGCGAACUUAUUGCCGCCCGACAGCGCAAUGGAGUCUAUCUUACCAAUGAGAAUUUUGAAGAAAUCCAAGUCGAGAGUGAAUCACGGAGAAUACUUAGUGAAGAACAAGCAGAGAAAAUCGAGACAAUGGAAACGAAUCUCCGCAACAAGGUCCAAGAAUUAUACACAAUAACUUCUAACUUCAUGACAAUGAAGAAAAAGGCUGAAGCUGCGGAAUCUGUCUUGGAUGAGACAAAGGGUGUCUUGGAACAAACAGAAUCAGUACUAGAAAAUACUCGUCGGACUUUGGAGGAAGAGUCUGUACUCCGAAAAGCUCACCAGAAGACCGAGGAACAACUCAGCAUUGUUGGUAGUGAGCUUCUUUCCACGCUGGGACGCACAGUGAACGAUGUUGGCGGUCUCCAUGACAAGAAUAGGCGAAAGUCGGCUCUUCAGACCCUGAACCGAAAUGCCUGGGGUCUCUCACAGGCUCAGGUCUCCGAGGUGACGAGCCUUGUAGAAUCACGGGUUGAGGAGUUCCGAGAAAAACAGCAGGAACUUAUGGCCGCCGUCUCGGGUCGGAUGCAAUCAUUUGUCGAUGGCGAACUGGAAAAAUUGGCGGCAACACAAGCAUUCCUAGAGGAGAAUGUUGUUGCUUUUGAAGCUUCUGGGAAGGAGGUGUCCGAGCAGACAGAUUCAGCCAAGGAAGAGAUGAAUGCAGUUCUUGAAGAGAUCAAAAUUCUUCGAGAGGAUGUCAAAGUCCGAGUAGGUGAAGGCCUCCAAGGCUUAGCAGUUGCGGCAGAAAGAAUUUCCGCAGAAGUGAUCAGUGAGCUUGGUGCUUUCCAUACCCAACUUCAUGGAUCAUACAGUUCACUAGGUCGAGAUUUCAAGUCACUUUUCGAAGACCUCCUCAAGCACGUCAAUGCACAGAAAGCCGAGGCAAACGAACUAAGACAACAACUUCAUGCCGCUGCUCAGGCCGCCAUGGAAUCGAAUACUGCCAUCAACUCCAAACUCGAUGAGGUAAUCCAAGAAGAACGACAGCAAGCCGCUGAAGAUCGCCAGAACCUGCUCUCACAGAUCUCGAGUUUAGUCAUGGCUCAGGGUGCAACUCAAGAUGCACGUCUCGGUGAGAAGAUCGCCGCCGUUCGAACAGACAUUCAAUCAUCAAAUGAAACUUUCGAAGUGACUCGGGUCAAGUACAGCGAAGGCAUGGAUGCGUGGAAUGAAAACGAAGAGAAACUUGUCGAGGAAGUCUUGAGGGUUAGGGAGACUUUGAAGACAAAGCUAAAGGAUGACUGGAUGGCUGCAAAUAAACACAAUGCUUCCAUUCAAACUACGACUCGAUCUGUACACGACGAGACCGUUCGUAUUGUCGAUGAACAAAUGAAGGAUAUCAGCACUCAAAUGCAAGCACUCGAUGACUUUGUCACUCGUGCACGAGCACAGAAUGCGGAGCAUCAUGACCUGCAUGCGAAAUCUCUUCAAGGUUUAUCAUCUACAGUUAAAUCUUCGUAUGACAGUAUCGGUGCACACUUCACAUCAACAUUUGGUCGUGUUAAGGAUCUCGGCGAUGAAAUGACAUCAAAGACAACAGCCUUAGUCGAGAACCUUACUCCAUUAGAUGACAAUCUUCGACAGCCACUUGCAGAUCUUCGUACCGCCAUUGCUAAGUCGACAAUGAAGGAGUACGAGCCAACAGGAGAGACUCCCCAGAAGGUUCAGUAUCAAUACACAAUGCAUCUGCCUCGGACAGAAGCACAUGAAACACUCCUGGCAGCUCUUCGGCGGCCACAAGCUAUGCAAUCACCUAGCAAAGUUGUUAUCCCAGUGGUUUACAACGAUUCUACCCCUACUGUAAAUGAAGAGGUAGCUUUUGUUCCUAUCGAAGAACCAGAAAAUAAGCCAACUGGACUUAGGGAGAUCGACGUGAACGUAAACGCCGGAACACUGAACUCGGAGAUCCAAAGCCUAAGCCAAAGCCUAAUGUCAAACGGCUCAGCUAGAUCCAUUGAUUCCGAUGGGUCCACUCCACCCUUCAAAAAGCAAGCAACGGGCAAGAUACCGAAGCCAAAGCUCUCAAAAAAACCUAGCGUGGUAGCUCUAGAAGGAAGAGAAAAUACGAUACCGGGGUCUGAGAUAUUCGCGCAGAGUACAGGAAGAAGACGGAGUCCAAGGACGGCAGGGUAA
This is a messenger RNA of Botrytis deweyae, 3525 nucleotides long. RefSeq lists its product as uncharacterized. Gene Ontology annotation, cellular component: nucleus; spindle microtubule. Gene Ontology annotation, biological process: mitotic spindle assembly; microtubule-based movement. Bases 1 to 3525 code for a protein of 1174 amino acids. The record is from RefSeq and is a predicted model, not a curated record. NCBI's taxonomy places the organism in Eukaryota, Fungi, Ascomycota, Leotiomycetes, Helotiales, Sclerotiniaceae. Gene Ontology annotation, molecular function: ATP binding; microtubule binding; plus-end-directed microtubule motor activity. The transcript is spliced from 2 exons.